GCCUGGAUGCCCACAAGUAAGGACUGCUCCUUUCUUCCAUUGAAGAAAGAAUUGAAGACUGGGAGACUCAACCUCCACCAUGUGGAAUACCUCAGAUGCCAACUUCUCCUGCUACCACGAGUCUGUGCUGAACUAUCGCUAUGUUGCAGUCAGCUGGGGGGUAGUGGUGUCUGUGACUGGCACUGUGGGCAACGUGUUCACCCUGCUGGCCUUGGCCAUCCAGCCCAAGCUCCGGACCCGCUUCAACCUAUUCAUCACCAACCUCACCUUGGCCGAUCUGCUCUACUGCACCCUUCUCCAGCCUUUCUCCGUGGACACCUACCUCCACCUGCACUGGCGCACUGGUGCCACCAUCUGCAAGAUAUUUGGACUUCUUCUGUUUACUUCCAACUCGGUGUCCAUCCUCACCCUCUGUCUCAUUGCACUGGGACGCUACCUCCUCAUUGCUCAACCUAAGCUCUUUCCCCGAAUUUUCAGUGCCAAGGGGAUAGUGCUGGUGCUGGUGGGCACCUGGGUUGUGGGUGUGGCCAGCUUUGCCCCUCUCUGGCCUUUUUAUGUCUUGGUACCUGUAGUCUGCACCUGCAGCUUUGACCGUAAGAAAAGUCGGCCUUACAGCACCAUCCUCAUGGGCAUCUACUUUGUACUUGGGCUCAGCAGUGUUGGCAUUUUCUAUUGCCUCAUCCAUCACCAAGUGAAGCGAGCAGCAAAAACACUGGACCAGUACCGGCUGAGGUGGGCAAGCAUUCGCUCUAGCCAUGUGGCUGGGACAGAUGAGGCCAUACCUGGUUGUUUCCAGGAGGUGGACAGUGGGAUAACGUCAAGAGGACCCAGUGACGGGAUUUCAUCUGAGCCAGUUAGUGUUGCCACCACACAGACCCUGGAAGGGGAUUUAUCGGAAGGGAGGGAACAGGGCAACAGCAAGAUAGCCAAGCAGAUGGUAGAGAAAAGACUUUCAGGAACACCUGCCAAAGCCCAGCCAACUACAGGAGCCCAAAAAGCUCAGGACUCUCCGUCAGAGUUUAGGAAGGUAACACAGAUAUGUUUUGCUGUGUUCCUCUGCUUUGUCCUGAGCUACAUUCCCUUCUUGCUGCUCAACAUCCUGGAUGCCAUGGUUCGGGCCCCCCGGGUGGCCCACAUGAUUGCCGCCAACCUCACCUGGCUCAACAGCUGCAUCAACCCAGUGCUCUAUGCAGCGAUGAACCGCCAGUUUCGCCAAGCAUACAGCUCCCUCUUAAAACGAGGGCCCUGGAGCUUCCGUAGGCUCCGUUAGAACUCCAAGCUCCAUCACCAGCAUCCGGGACUGUGUCCCCCAGAGCCAAAGUGGCCAGCUGACAGGAGAACAGGUGAAAGUAAGACCUGUGGUCAUUUUCACAGACAACCCUUCUGUCCCUCAAG
This is a messenger RNA of Castor canadensis (American beaver), 1395 nucleotides long. RefSeq names its product G protein-coupled receptor 84 (gene Gpr84). Gene Ontology annotation, cellular component: plasma membrane. Gene Ontology annotation, molecular function: urotensin II receptor activity. The record is from RefSeq and is a predicted model, not a curated record. Gene Ontology annotation, biological process: neuropeptide signaling pathway. NCBI's taxonomy places the organism in Eukaryota, Metazoa, Chordata, Mammalia, Rodentia, Castoridae.